Molecule: messenger RNA, 2035 nt
Organism: Doryrhamphus excisus (bluestripe pipefish)
Lineage: Eukaryota; Metazoa; Chordata; Actinopteri; Syngnathiformes; Syngnathidae
Gene: wee2
Product: WEE2 oocyte meiosis inhibiting kinase
Biological process (GO): mitotic cell cycle; regulation of meiosis I; protein phosphorylation
Cellular component (GO): nucleus; cytoplasm
Molecular function (GO): ATP binding; magnesium ion binding; non-membrane spanning protein tyrosine kinase activity
Source: RefSeq, a predicted model, not a curated record
CUAAACGGAGUUUUAUUUAGAUACCAUCAGAGAUGUUCCUCUUGUCCUUAAUUGGCCCUCGUGUUGUUUAAAAUGCAUAAAUGUGUUUAAUCACAACAUUUUAUGUCCAAUUAAAACACGAAAAGUGACUCAAACAUCAAACUAGAAACACUGCAGAGUUUGUAAACAAUGGAAUUGCCAGACGAACGUGUGACAAUUAAACGUCAACCCGGUGACGUUAAUUACUUAAACAGGAAGUCGUCUGCACCAAUACAUCGGAGUUUCAGCGUGGCAAAAGAAGGUCGUCUCGUUCGCCCCGGCAUGGCAAAGCUGUUUGACGACAUCAGCGAGAGGCUGGUCUUCUCCAGCUGCGGAGAAGAAGGCAGCAGCAGCGACCACUCGGACGACUGCGCCGCCAGACUGCGAAGCCCCAGCAGCCCCGUGUGCAGGACACCGAGGGUGCAACGCCACCGCGGUCGGAGCAACGCCUUAUCCUCGCCUUUACGUUGCACCAGCCCCAUACCUUACGCCUCCUGGAAGAAACUGAGGGUCUGUGACUCCCCGAGCACACCCAAGAGUCUGUUGUUGAAGUCGUCGCAGCCUUACUCCACCGUUAAGAUCAAUUCAAGGACACGGCGUUCCAACUCGGUGGCUACAAACCUGCUCCAGGCGCCCUCGGUCAACGUGAAUCCCUUCACGCCCGACUCGGAGCACAGGAGCAGCGAGCCGCAGUGGAAGCGCAGCUGUAGGAGUGAUAGUGAUGAGGAUUAUGGACGCAGAUUGAAACACAGCCUGACAUCAUCAGAGGAGGAUGAUGACUACUUCCUCCCACCAAAGAGGCAAGCUGUUCAAGCCUUCAUGCUGUCACGGUACGAGAGCGACUUCCUGGAGCUGGAGCGCAUCGGCGUGGGCGAGUAUGGGACGGUUUACAAGUGCGUGAAGAGGCUGGAUGGUUGCCUGUACGCCAUCAAACGAUCCCGACGACCCCUCGCGGGCUCUGCCGAUGAGAAGCUGGCUCUGAAGGAAGUAUACGCACAUGCCGUUCUCGGCCAUCAUCCCCACGUCGUCCGCUAUUACUCCGCCUGGGCCGAGGAAGACCACAUGAUUAUUCAGAAUGAAUAUUGCAACGGUGGAAGUCUGAGUGAUGUCAUCAGGACCAAGGGGAUGUUUUCAGAAGCGGAGCUGAAAGAUUUGAUACUUCAAGUGUCUUUGGGUCUGAAGUACAUCCAUGGUUUGGGACUUGUGCACCUGGACAUCAAACCAAGCAAUAUAUUCAUUUCUCAGCGCUCGCUCUCGAGCACGGCGGUUGGGGGUGAGAGUGAGGAAGAGGAUGAAGGAAGCCAUCCAGCGGGAGCCGUGUAUAAAAUUGGCGAUCUGGGUCAUGUGACCUCAACCAAUAGUCCUCAAGUGGAGGAGGGGGACAGCCGCUUUCUGGCCAUGGAGGUUCUACAUGAGGAUUACAGUAAUCUUCCCAUGGCGGACAUCUUUGCUUUGGGCCUCACGGUGCUGGUGGCAGCAGGCGCUCCCCCAAUGCCCCAAAAUGGAGAAGAGUGGCACCGCCUCAGAGAGGGGAACCUGGCCGUGCUUCCAAGGGAGCUCUCUGCCCCCUUCCGUGGUCUGCUUCAGUUGUUGUUGGAUCCAGACCCGACCAAACGACCUUCUGCUCGGCAGCUCUGCAAGCACAACGUCUUAAGACAGGAGAGGACCGGGAGGCUGGCGGCUCAGCUACGUCGAGAACUCAAUGUGGAGAAGUUCAGGACAGCCAUGCUUGAAAAGGAGCUCCAGGAGGCCCGUGAGGCUGCCGAGUCCCAAAAGCGGAGCCCCGUGGCUGCCCUGCAGCUUCCGGCCAGGAUGGGGUCUCUAACCAAGCCAGGGGUGAGGCUCGUGGGCAGGAAAACUGCACGGUCCAUGAGCUUCGGUUGUCCUGGAGUGUGAUGAGGCUCUUGGCUUCCCUUUGGUGCAAGCAAAGCGUUUGUUGGCUCGGUCAGGUUGAUGUGAUGCUAAACCACCACUGUACUUCACUUUUAAUAAUGUUUUUACGUGUGAAUAAACAUUU